Messenger RNA from Westerdykella ornata, 2476 nucleotides. Its product is annotated as Nucleotidyltransferase. Lineage: Eukaryota; Fungi; Ascomycota; Dothideomycetes; Pleosporales; Sporormiaceae. Gene Ontology annotation, cellular component: nucleus. Gene Ontology annotation, biological process: double-strand break repair via nonhomologous end joining. The transcript has a single exon. Bases 200 to 2359 code for a protein of 719 amino acids. Gene Ontology annotation, molecular function: DNA-directed DNA polymerase activity; DNA binding. The record is from RefSeq and is a predicted model, not a curated record.
CAUUCACUCAUCCAUGACCAACGGAUCUUUUCACAGCAGUUUAGCUCUCUGGCAGAGUAUACUAUGUUGAUUGGUAUUGUCUCAAUACUAGACUAUGCUUCUAUUUCCAACUGGCUGAUAAUACACACACCUUGGACUUGCACCUUCAUGACGUAAUUGGUGUAGCAUUGGUUAGACAUCCUUACCCUAGGUAUGGGAAAUGGAAGAGCACGACUUUGCUUCAUCUCCGUCUUCAUCGACGGCUGGGCCAGUACCUGACCUCAGCAAUAUACCUCCGAUUCUUAUUCUUUCAGCCCAUUUCAAUGACCAGGAAGUACACGAGCUGGGGGUGAGGUUGCGCCGGCAUCAUGCAGUUGUCACAUCGGACCCGUCAAAGGCCCGAGUAUUCAUUGGUCGAGUAGGAACCAAGAGACGGGCUGAGUUUGAGUUGAGGAGUCGAAAAUUCAAGGUGGAACCAGCUGAAGAGGAGGCGAAAGAAAUCAAAGAGAGCAAGCGCUUGUUCAGUCACGCAGAAGAUGCGGACGGUCCAGCAAACAAGAGAAGAAAAACGUCAGUUACGUCUUCGAAGCCGAUUACAAUUGAUUAUGAGGACUCUGUGACGGAGGAUGAAUCAGCGAUAGUGGCCGCCGAGGAGUCGGAGACGGAAACCGAGACCGAUGGUGGGUCGACAGCAGUAGGUGAGACACCAAACACUACACCUGCGAAAUCUCGGAAGAAGUCCGCAACUCCACCACCUGUUUUUCAACGUUGCGCCGAUGAUGACAUUGUCUGGAUCGUGAAGGCGGACUGGCUCGACCGCUGUGUUGCAGCCGGCCAACUUCUGCCACUGGGGGACGACUUGGUAUAUAGAGCAAAAGUACUAGAGCGACCAGGAGCUCCUCCCUCGACUACUCGGGGUUUCAUCAAGCCGAAUCUGCUGUCGACUUCUACACCUGCUUCGACAUCUGCGCUCGCCGUUCAGCCAGAGACAGCUCGGAGUAUACUUGAGCGGGCGAAAAUCGAUGCGAGCAAUGCUCCACGGGUUUCGAGUUACAUUCCCAAUCAGAAGGACGGUCAUGGUUCGCGUCGAUUCGAAGGGCUGGCUUUCACUUCGAGUGGACAGAAAGCUGCUCAGGCGGCAUCUCGGACGGCACACCUUCUACAGCAGACUACAAGCGAAUAUGAAGGAACCGAUAGCGACACUCCUGAGCCUCCCGAGUGGGUUAAGAGAGGCAUCAAGUACGCUUGUCAACGGUUCACUCCUCCAAAUCCACCUAAUCAGGAGUUUAUUGAGCUGCUGAAGAAGAUCCGCACUGCACGCAUCCUUAUUGAUGAUGACAUUGGCGUCCGUGCAUACUCCACCAUCAUUGCGAGUAUUGCUGCGUACCCGUACAAAUUCAGCAAUCCCCGGGAGAUUCUCCGGCUACCAGGCUGUGAUGUUAAAGUUGCGAACAUGUGGGUGGAGUGGAAGAACACCGGUACACUACAAGCCGUCGAACAAUUCGAGAAUAACGAAGCCAUGAAGGUCCUACGACAAUUCUACGAGAUUUGGGGUGUGGGUGCGAAGACAGCGAGGAACUUCUACUACAACCACCAUUGGACUGAACUUGAUGAUAUUAUUGAAUAUGGCUGGAAUGAGUUGGACCGGGUGCAGCAGAUCGGAUUAAAAUACUACGACGAAUUCCUACAGGGUAUACCGAGAGCGGAAGUUGAACAAAUUGCGGAAGUCGUCCGUCAACAUGCCGUCAAACUGCGAGAUGAGCGCAUUACUGUUACCGUUGUCGGGGGAUACCGCCGUGGCAAGGAGAUGUCGGGCGAUGUCGACAUGAUAGUCUCGCAUCCCGAUCUGAAUGCCACAGCAGGGUUAGUCAAGGAGAUUGUUGAGUCUCUCGAGGAGGCGGAGUGGAUCACACACACUCUGACCCUGAGUCUGAAUAACACUAACAGAGGUCAAAAUACCCUCCCUUUUCGGACGUCCAAGCAGUCCGGCGUUGGCUUCGAUACUUUGGACAAGGCGCUCGUCGUGUGGCAGGACCCACAUUGGCCUACACGCGAGCAGGACCUUCAAGACAAUCCCAGGGCCAAGAAUCCCAAUAUCCAUAGGCGCGUCGACAUAAUCCUAUCUCCUUGGAGGACUGUUGGCUGUGCCGUAAUGGGAUGGAGCGGUGGCACAACUUUCCAGCGAGAUUUGCGCCGGUAUGUGAAGCAUGCCAAGGGCUGGAAGUUUGAUAGCAGUGGCGUUAGAAGCAGACAAACUGGGAAAGUAAUACAAUUGGAGGGACCUGAAGGCGUGGACGGGACUCCGGAGGAUGCCGAGAGGAAAGUUUUUGAGGGAUUGGGGUUGGAGUAUGUGCCUCCGGAAAUGAGGUGUACGAAUUGAUUGUUUGGAUAAUGUAGACCGCUUGUCUACUCGCAAAUGGCGCGCAUUUCUAUACUUUGUACAUAACUGCAAUUCGCUAUUGCUAAGCACAUACCGUACAAUCUGAACUUUUGGCCA